CGCUGACUCCCACGCCGCUUCCUUCAAGAAAUUUACUCAUUUUCAGCGGCUCUAAAUCCCGUCUUUCUUUCGUUUGUGUGAAAAAAAACGUUCUACAUUGCGUUUACUGACCGCCUUCUGGAACCUUCUAAAAUUCCUCCAAAAGACUAUUAAAGGAUUUUGUUUAUUUGUGUCCGGUCGGAGUCCUGCGCUGUCGCCUGGCCUGCUCGCAUCAACCAAGGAAUCCUAAAUGAAUGCUACCUUGGCUACAGUUCCAAUGAUGUUGGUGGUCGCGCUUCUCCUCCUGACGACCUUCGCUGGGGGGUCCUCGCAACGGCUGCCGGAGCGCCUGAGAUCCGCGCCUGGGGCUGUGAUUGAGGACCUCGGACUCGUGUAUCCGGUAACGAGCCACGUCGAGGCCCGUUUCUCCCUCUCGCCCCUCCGCAAGGCCUUGGAACUCCUGGCGCACCAUAGGGACCGGUUCACCUCGCUGCAAGGGAACCUCACGCUCGAUCCUUCUCGUGACUCGGAAAGCGUUCGUCUCUUCAACCAAACGCUUUCCUUGACCAUAUCGAGUUUGGGUUCCUUCGCGGCGCCCGACGGAGCUCUAGGUGGCUCGGCCCAAGGGCUCUUGGGAUUCUUAGGCGGCGUGGGGUUAUCCGAGCUCCAGGAAUACAGGGAGAGCAUAUCUGUCGUCAAAAUUUUCGAUGCGUCCGUGGAAGGAGACGACGGCGGCGCCCUCUCGCAAGAAGUUGAAGAGUUAACUUCACUUUUUAAAGUUAUCAAAGAUGAGAUCGUUCAUCUCUCCGGGACUGCAAAUGAGACACAUGACAUCACUCUCUUCACUUUUCAGCUUUUUUCUUACCAAAUCGCUCUCAACCGGAUUACAGGAAUCGUAGAUGACUUGACACAUGCUCUUAGUAGGGCAAUUUAUGGAAAGGUGAUGCCAAAUCUCAUUUCUCAUGACGACUUGAACCCGGUUCUUGGGAAAAUGUCAUAUUACUCUCUCAUUCCUCUUUUCCCUUUAAAGCAAUACACUCCCUUUUACGCAAGCCUGAAAUGCUUCGUCACUGCUUCCGAAUUGUCGAUAAUGAUUCCAUUGCAUCCUUCAGUUGUUUUUAAAGCUUUCCGGAUACAUCCUUUCCCCCACAAGACAAAUAACUCCCAUUUCGUGGUUCAAACAGAUCACACGCUCAUCUUCAAGCUGCAGCAUAGACGAUCUAUAUCCUACCCUCCUGCGGAUUUCCUAAACAGCUGCUCAAAACCUGCUCAGAACAUCCACGUAUGCUACUCACGGCCUCUGGCAAUACUGCACAGAGAAGACUGUUCUCUGGCCCUUGCUACGGGUGGGCUCAUCCCUGUCUCGUGUUACUUCGACGUCAUCGACCCUGAAGUGACGCCCUUUGUCCUAAGUCUCCCGGAGGUGACGUUGCUCUAUUUCUAUCGCCCGACGUUCGCCAUCGUCGCCUGCGAGGACCGUCGGCCGCAUAUGGUCCUAGAAGGGACUUUCCUCUUGCCCCAUCGCUGCGAGCUUGAUUUCCUCUCCUUGCACAUUCCUGCCGCCAUGACCUUCGCCGCGGAUGUCCACUCGAACCCCGCCAAGAUGAGUCCUUCGCUCAUGACCUUGCCGGCAGCCAACGUCACGAUCCCCGAGUCGCGAGUAAUGCGGGUGGUGAGAGCUCAGAACGCGGGCGAGGAAUUUCUGUCGGAGUAUGACUUCUCCUAUCCGAUUUAUGUUAAUUUGGUAGGUAUGUUUAUCCUCAUACUCUUGUUUGGAGCGUGUUAUCUCAAAGCGUAUAGGAUGGCAAGAGAUGAAGAGACAAAACAGGCUGUGGUCCAGGAGCAGUCUGCCCCGUGUCUGCCGCAAUCAGAGGCGCCCCCUGCAUACUCGGAGAGUUAGUGACCGCGACGAGUAGAAUUUUGUACUUAUUAUUAUUA
Molecule: messenger RNA, 1917 nt
Organism: Penaeus vannamei (Pacific white shrimp)
Lineage: Eukaryota; Metazoa; Arthropoda; Malacostraca; Decapoda; Penaeidae
Source: RefSeq, a predicted model, not a curated record